Molecule: messenger RNA, 2330 nt
Organism: Linderina pennispora
Lineage: Eukaryota; Fungi; Kickxellomycota; Kickxellomycetes; Kickxellales; Kickxellaceae
Product: Cullin-domain-containing protein
Exons: 1
Coding region: 242-2278 (678 amino acids)
Biological process (GO): protein ubiquitination; DNA damage response; ubiquitin-dependent protein catabolic process
Cellular component (GO): Cul4-RING E3 ubiquitin ligase complex
Molecular function (GO): ubiquitin protein ligase binding
Source: RefSeq, a predicted model, not a curated record
AUUAUUUGACACGCAUUUCUCGACACAAUCGUACUGCAGCAUGUGGGCUACAAAGAGACCCGGGCCACUAGCAACUGGUCCUCAGAAGAAACUUAUACUCCAAGGGCUGAAAGCGAUACCAGCGCUGCCAGUGGCAUUCAAAGACGAGACAUGGGUUCGACUACAGAGUGCAAUACGCGCAAUUCAGGCCAGCAAGCCUACAGCCCAAGGGUUUGAGGAGCUGUACCGGGACUGCGAGAAUAUGUGUCUGCACAAAUUCGGCAGCGAGCUAUACGCAAACCUGCAAGGUGAAUGUCUCCUGUAUGCGCGCACGCAAUUGUCGGAAAUCAACAAGGAGCAGGACGAGACAGAGAACGGCACAGUGCUGACGGCGACCCGGCAAUUCUGGACGCAGUACACGCAGCAGCUGGCAGUCAUACGGUGCGUGUUUCUGUAUCUGGACCGCACGUACGUGCUACAGACGGCCAACACGCCGUCGCUGUGGGCUAUGGGUCUGGCGGUGGUGCGGCAGUGCCUGGAGGACUCGGGGAUGGCGGUGCGUCUGGCGCGUCUGAUUGUGCAGGAGAUUGCGCGUGAACGCGAUGGCGCGACAGUUGACCGCGCGAUGUUGCGUGUACUGACGCAGAUGCUGGUCGACCUCAAUUUGUACUCGCAGUACCUGGUGCCGAGGCUCAUUGAGGCUACGCGCGAGCACUAUGAGCGCGAGAGCCGCCGGAUGGUUGGCAGACUGGUGCCCGUGCAGCCUGCAGGCGCACAGAACCAGAUGGACGUACCGCUGUACCUGGAUCAUGUAAAGCGCCGGCUGACAGAGGAGACAGAUCGCACAGCUCAGUACCUGAGCGCCAGUACCAAGAGCACGCUGCUGGCAACGGCCGUGGGCGAGCUGAUCGAAAAACACACAGACCACCUGUUGGCCACAAGCUUUGACGAUAUGCUGGCGCAGGAUUGCGUAGCCGAUCUGGGCAACCUUUACACGCUGCUGGAGUCGGUGGCUCGGCUGGACAUGCUCAAGCGACACUGGGCCGGGUACAUCAAAAGGACAGGCAUGGCGCUGGUGCAGCAGCCAGACUUGGACGUGGCUUUGGUCACCGAGCUGCUGGCGCUGAAGCAGCGCCUGGACAACGUGCUUGCGCAGUCAUUUGCUGGCAGCGAGUCGCUGGCACAUGCGCUGCGUGAGGCCUUCGAGGAGUUCAUCAAUGCGCGACGCAACAGGCCGACGCAGCUGAUAGCCAAGUUUGUCGACCAGUGCAUGCGUACCGGCAGCCGGAUGGCGCCUGACCAGGCCCUGGAUGCACUGCUAGACCGGGUCAUGGUGCUGUUCCGGUUCAUCCAGGGCAAGGACAUGUUCGAGGCCUUCUACAAGCGUGACCUGGCCAAGCGUCUGUUGACAAACAAGAGCGCGUCGAAGGAUGCCGAGCGCGCUAUGCUGCAGCGGCUCAAGCAAGAGUGCGGUGCUGGGUUCACAAACAAGCUCGAGGGCAUGUUCCGCGACAUCGAGGCGUCGGAGGACUUGGCGGGCAAGUUUGCCGGCAGUGCAUCGGCAGCAGGCAUCGGCAGCAUGUCGUUCCAUGCCAGCAUUCUGGCCCAUGCAUUCUGGCCCACCUACGAGCCCAUGGAUCUUGUCGUGCCCAAGGCUGCCGAGGAAGCGCAGAAUGCGUUCACCGAGUUCUAUGGCGAGACGCACCAGGGGCGCAACCUGCAAUGGCAGCCGAUGCUGGGCACAUGUCUGCUCAAAGUUGAAUUCGAUGAGGGCCCCAAGGAGCUAGCGCUCUCGGUGGUGCAGGGCACAGUGCUGUGUCUGUUCGGCGAAGCCGACGAGCUGUCGUAUACCGAGAUCCAGCAGAACACCAGUCUGGACGAUGCCACGCUGCAGCGCACACUGCAGUCGCUGGCCUGUGGCAAGACGCGUGUCCUCACCAAAGAGCCAAAGGGGAAGAACGUAGACAGCACAGACAGGUUUAUCUUCAACAAGGCGUUUUCCAGUCCGCAGGCUCGCAUCAAGAUCAGCCAGAUCCAGACCAAGGGAGCCGAGAAGGAGACCAAGGAUACCGAGGAGAGGGUCCAGUUUGACCGCAUGUACAAGGUCGACGCUGCGAUCGUACGCAUCAUGAAGGCGCGCCGCACGCUGAGCUACACCGACCUGCUGACCGAGAUCAUGGCUCAGCUCAAGUUCAACGCAUCGGCCACCGAGCUCAAGAAGCGCAUCGACUCGCUGCUUGAGCGCGAGUUCCUGGAGCGUGACGACAACGACCAGUCGGUCUACAAGUAUGUGGCAUAAAUGCCUAAUAUAAUUAACCUCUUGUGCCUAUCAAUUCACAAAAUGAAACAGC